Messenger RNA from Chaetura pelagica (chimney swift), 846 nucleotides. It is a transcript of the gene SCML4, whose product is annotated as sex comb on midleg-like 4 (Drosophila). The record is from RefSeq and is a predicted model, not a curated record. Bases 1 to 846 code for a protein of 281 amino acids. Lineage: Eukaryota; Metazoa; Chordata; Aves; Apodiformes; Apodidae. The transcript has 5 exons. Gene Ontology annotation, molecular function: protein binding.
AUGCCUCCCUUGGCGAUCUCUCCGCCGCGCAGCACCCCGGAGCCAGAUAUCAGUUCAAUCCCCCAGGAUGCAGCCACAAUCCCCAACUCGGCCACGCCACAGGCUCUCACAGUUUCAGCUUCUUUUGAGGGGAAGCAGCACCUCCUGAACCUGCUGGCAGUGAACAGCAUCGGGUACGUCCUGCGCUUCCUGAAGAAGCUCUGUCGCAGCCUCCUGUGUGACAACCUCUUCAGCAACCAGCCCCUGCCCCAGCACAGCGCCGUGCCUGAGGGCCCAGAGGGCUGUGGGAACAGGAAGAUGGAGGCAGAAACAGCCACACCUGAGGACUACCUGGUUGAUCCCAGCAACGUGAAGCGGUUCAACCUGGAUCCUGCUGCUCCUGCCUCUGGUUGCACAGGCUCCACCUACACCCCCCGGCAGACCCCUGCAGAUGGACAUUCUGCUGGAGGCUCCUCUUCCUCCUGCAGCCAUCGUCCUGCCCAGACAUCUUCAGGGGGGUCCUCAUCUACUGGCCUGAGGCAUCAGACCUCCAGCCCAACGAUGAACGGGAGCUGUCUGGAAGGAAACAGAAGUGCCUCAAGUCCUUCAUCAGAACAAGAAGCAGCAGCUCAGCCAUCGAGCAAGAAUCCUUUGACCUGGACAGUGGAGGACGUGGUGUGGUUUGUGAAAGAUGCAGACCCUCAUACUUUAGGGCCCCACGUGGAGCUCUUCAGAAAACACGAGAUCGAUGGCAAUGCUUUGUUGCUGCUGAAAAGUGACAUGAUCAUGAAAUACCUGGGGCUGAAACUGGGACCUGCACUGAAACUCUGUUACCACAUUGAUAAGCUCAAGCAAGCCAAGUUUUAA